AUGCCUGAGCUCGGUACAUUGUUAGAGUUCGAUGGGUGGAGUAACACUGAAAGACAUCCGUUCGUGAUAUAUGCCGAUUUCGAGGCACUUCUUGUUAAGUGCACAGAAAGAAAAGGUGCAAAUACAAUAGCUAUUCAAAAACAUGAACCGAUGAGCUAUGGAGUUUUCGUAAAGACUACAGAAUACGCCCCUAUUGAUUUGCUUGAGAAAUAUGAGAUACCAACAUCACCUAUUGUUUAUCACGGAAGCGAGUCACAUCAGGAUGUAGCCAAGCGUUUCGUCAAUGAAGUGACAGAGAUCGCGAGAAGAGUUCAAGAUUUACUUAAAACAAAUAAACCCAUCAUAAUGACAGAAGAAGAGCAAAUAGCACAUGUAUCAAAAAGUACAUGCAAUCUAUGUUCAAGUAAUUUUUCUAUCAAAAACCAAAAGGUAGCAGAUCACUGUCAUCUAUCAGGAAAAUUUAGGCAAACUUUAUGCAAUACUUGCAACCUGAAGCUCCAAAAACCUAACCUUGUACCGUGUUUUCUACACAAUUUGUCUAAUUACGAUGCACAUUUCAUCGUAACAGAACUCGGAAAUGACACUAAAUCAAUCUCAGUGAUUCCGAACAGCGAAGAAAAAUACAUUUCAUUUUCAAAACACGUUACUAACAACUUUUCAAUUCGAUUCAUUGACUCUUGUCGAUUCAUGGCAUCAAAAUUAUCAACACUCGCAGAAAAUUUAUUAACACCAGGGUUCGAGAAGUUCAGAGAAACUGCAAAAGCAUUCGUACCCAAAGAUAUGGAUCUCGUCACACGUAAGAGUGUAUACCCUUACGAUUUUACCGAUAGUUGGGACAAGUUAGAAGAAACAAUUUUGCCUGAGAAAGAAGAUUUUUAUAGCACAUUAACAGAAGAACAUAUAGACGAUGAGGAAUACGAACAUGCAGUCACAAUAUGGAACCAUUUCAAAUGCAAAACCUUAGGAGAAUAUAGCGAUUUGUAUCUAAAAAUUGACGUGCUGCUGUUGGCCGACAUGUUCGAAAAUUUCAGAGAUAUGUGCAUUUCUACGUACAAUUUAGACCCUGUUUACUACUUUACAGCUCCAGGUUUUAGUUUUGACUGUAUGUUGAAAUAUACCAAAGUCAAACUAGAAUUACUCUCUGAUUUUGACACCCACUUAUUUUUCGAAAAUUCAAUCCGCGGCGGCCUCACACAAGCAAGUAUGAGGUACGCUAAAGCUAAUAAUGAAAAAAUCCAAGAUUAUGACCCAACAAAAUCCAAAUCGUGGAUAGUUUACCAAGAUUGUAACAAUUUGUACGGAUGGGCAAUGCCACAGCACAUGCCAUACGGUGACUUUAAAUGGGUAGAGCCUAAGUUAGACGGAUUAGAUUCUUUGUCGCCAAAGUCAGAUAUAGGCAGAGUGUAUGAGGUAGACAUGUCAUACCCUAAUGAACUCCAUGACCUACAUAACGAUCUUCCAUUUUUACCUGAGAACAAAAUUCCUCCUGGUUCAAAAGUGAAAAAACUUAUGGCGACACUUCAUUCAAAAAAAAAUUACGUAAUCCAUUAUCGAAACCUACAGCAAGCCAUAGCAAAUGGAUUAAUUGUAGAAAAAGUACACAGAGUUUUAGAGUUCAAACAAUCGGAUUGGCUUGCAAAAUACAUUAAAUUAAACACCGAAAUGAGGAAGAACGCGAAGAAUGCAUUCGAAAAGGAUUUCUUCAAACUCUUAAACAAUGCCGUUUUUGGGAAAACCAUGGAAUCUUUACGGAAACGUUUUAAGAUGGAACUAGUUUCAUGUCCACAAAGAUUACAAAAACUCAUCAACAAGCAAACAUUUAAAAAUUGUACGACACACAAUGAAAAUCUUGCUGCUGUCUCAUUGGAAAACAAAAUUAUCAUGUUUAACAAGCCAAUAUAUAUAGGAAAAUCCGAAAAUAUGAUAUUGAUGUGUGUAUUGUUUGGAUAUAAUAUGUAA
Molecule: messenger RNA, 1959 nt
Organism: Aphis gossypii (cotton aphid)
Lineage: Eukaryota; Metazoa; Arthropoda; Insecta; Hemiptera; Aphididae
Exons: 2
Coding region: 1-1959 (652 amino acids)
Source: RefSeq, a predicted model, not a curated record